Lodderomyces jiufengensis is the source of this 1104-nucleotide messenger RNA. RefSeq names its product Rav2p (gene RAV2). Lineage: Eukaryota; Fungi; Ascomycota; Pichiomycetes; Serinales; Debaryomycetaceae. Bases 1 to 1104 code for a protein of 367 amino acids. The record is from RefSeq and is a predicted model, not a curated record. The transcript has a single exon. Gene Ontology annotation, cellular component: RAVE complex.
AUGACAACAUCAAUUGCUAACAAACAACAAUUCAACGACUUAAUAACCACAAUUCAACAAGAUCAAAAUGAUAAAGAAUUACAUUGGUUAGUUUCACAAAUAAUAAUACCAGAAUUUCAACAAAUCAUCGAAACAUUAAAGAUCGUAUCUAAUUUAGUAUUGUAUAAUUCACCACAACAUCCAGAUACCACAAAGGGAAUAGAAAGAGGUCCAGCUAUUAAAUUACCUUUAACUUCUACAACUAAUCAUUCAAAUUUAAAUGGGAUUAUAAUUAGAGAUGGAUUAUAUAUUUUAAAAUUUAAUGUUGUGAUAAAAGAUCAUUAUUUGAAUAAAUAUUUUAAUAAGUUGAAUUUGAAAAAACCUAUCUUGUUACAACAAUUAGUUAAUUGUAAAAAAUCAAUUGAUGAUUCGAUAGAUUUAUUAGAUCAAUUAUAUCUUUUGAAUGAAACAUUAGAAAAAGAAGAAUCAGAACAACAUACCACCAUUAAUCAUAAAACAUAUCAUAAACAACUAAUAACAUCAUUCAAAAAUUUAGUAUCUAAAAUUCAAAAUGCCAAAACUAAUUUACAAAUGCCCAUUGAUCCAAGUAUAAUAUUUCCAGAAAAUGUGACAGAUACUACUGCAUUUGAACCAGAAUUACCCAAGAUUAUUUCAAUAGAUUUUUACAUAAAUCAAGCUGAGAUAUGUAUUGAUUUGAAAUAUUUACACAAAAUUACCGAAAAACCAUGGUGUGAAAUUGAUCCUAAUACUGGAUUAUCGUACGUAGAUAUGGUACGUGAUGAUAUUAAAAAUAAAAAAUCAAAUCAAAAAGUAGAAGAUUCCAAGAUUUUGGAAAAUUUAAACAAUAAUGAUAAUAGUUCUCAUUCAAGUGGAUUUUUCAAUAAUGUAAUGAAUCAAAUUGGUCAAUUUAAAACUUCAACAAAAAAUUAUGAUAAAAAUGAUUAUAUAACAAGAUGUAUAACAUAUAAUAAUAUGGUAGUUAUGAUAAAUUCCAAAAUUGAAGUAUCAUCAGAAGAUCCUAUAUUAGUUAGUUGUUUUACAAAAUUAGAUUCUAUUGAAUAUUUAAUUAAUAAUUUUUUAUAUAGUUUGAAUAAUUUAAUAUAG